Leishmania major strain Friedlin is the source of this 1128-nucleotide messenger RNA. RefSeq names its product putative fatty acid elongase (gene ELO4.1). The record is from RefSeq and is a predicted model, not a curated record. Gene Ontology annotation, cellular component: endoplasmic reticulum membrane. Gene Ontology annotation, biological process: very long-chain fatty acid biosynthetic process; fatty acid elongation, saturated fatty acid; fatty acid elongation, polyunsaturated fatty acid. The coding region runs from base 1 to 1128 and encodes 375 amino acids. NCBI's taxonomy places the organism in Eukaryota, Euglenozoa, Kinetoplastea, Trypanosomatida, Trypanosomatidae. Gene Ontology annotation, molecular function: fatty acid elongase activity. The transcript has a single exon.
AUGGAGACAGUUCGCGGCUUCUGGGAUCGGGUAAACGACUACCCGCGCAACUUCAAGUCCGAGCACGGCCGCGACUUCCUCGAUCGCUACCCCGACUACCCAGUGUACUCGACGAUCGCGUUUCUGCUCGUUGUCUUCUACCUGCCGGGCUACAUUGAGCGGCACAGCAUCCGGCUGCCUAUCCGCUACCUUGUGGCUGCGUGGAACCUGUUUCUCUCGGUCGUCUCCACCUAUGGCACGAUACAGGUCACCAUGCAAAUUCCGUACCUGCUGCGCACGCGCACCUUACACAACACCAUGUGCGAGCUGCCCAUCGCGGACGGUCGUGAUGACAACCUUGUGUCGCGUCGCGCCGCCGUUGUUUAUGCGCACCAGCAGGGGCUCAUGAAGCGCGGUGUCGUCUUUAAGUGGGUACGCACGCCGGCUGACAUUCAGCAACGCGAUGCCGCGCUCUUCUACGACGGUCCCUCCACGUUCGCUAUUGCGAUGUUUGGCUACCUCAAGACACCCGAGCUGCUCGACACGCUCUUCCUGGUGCUGCAGCGCAAGCCCGUCUCCUUUCUGCACUGGUACCACCACAUCGUCACCGCCAUCUACGUGUGGCUGUCGUCGUACAUGCCAAUGCCGAGUGGCAUCGUCUUCUGCGCCAUGAACUACUUCGUGCACUCCUUCAUGUACUUCUACUACUUCCUCGUCAUGAUGGGGCUGCGCAAGUCGAUUCGCCCCUUCGCACCGGUGAUCACGCUGCUGCAGGUGCUGCAGAUGUUCAUUGGCAUGUACAUCACCGUGUACACGUACUUCCAGUACUGGCUGGGCCCCGAGUACAGCAACACGCUCUUCUUCCAGUUCUUCGAGGUGGUGCUCAGCAAUGCCUACUACGCCUACUGCAACGCGAAGAGCAUCGUGACGACUGGCGCGCUGGCGUCGCAGGUGCCCGCGUUCGACAUGUCUGACCGGUUCUGGGGCUGUGACAGCGACCCGACCUGCAUGCGCAUGGGCAUGCUGAUGUAUGGCAGCUACUGCGUGCUGUUCGCGGUGCUGUUCAAGGAGCUGUACCUGGACAAGCGCGUGCACGAGAACAGCCUCGUGCUGGCGCGCGCGCACUGCUCAAGCGAUCAAGCGAACUAA